AUGAGGAAACAUGGAUGGCAGCUUCCUUACCAUCCUCUCCAGGUGGUAGCUGCUGCUGUAUUUCUAGCAUUGGGGUUUUCCUUCUAUGUUUUCUUUGCUCCAUUUGUGGGAAAACAAUUGUUUCAAUACAUAGUGAUGGGGAUUUACACAACUCUUAUCAUAUGUGUCUUCAGCCUGUUCAUUUGGUGCGCUGCUGCUGAUCCUGCAGAUCCAGGAGUCUUUAGGUCCAAAAAAUAUCUUAGAAUUUGCGACAGCAAAAAGCAUGUCGGAUUGAACGAAUCUAAACUUGGUGCAGAAUCAACUUCUUCAAUACAAGAUGACUGUGCAGGCAUACCAGGAGAAAACGCUUUCGAUAAAAGUAAUAUCAGUAUCGAUAAAAGAGCUGAAUGUACUUCUGAAAGUGAUAAGAAGAACAUGCCGUCCCGUCAAGUCUCCUGCUUUAUGUCAAUCCUUGCUUUGUUACCUUGUGCUUAUGUAUGUAACUUAGAUGAAGAAUCUUCCGAACGACAAAUGAGCGAAGAUGGCAUGUUCUACUGUAGUUUGUGUGAAGUAGAGGUUUUCAAGUACAGCAAGCAUUGCAGAGUCUGUGACAAGUGUGUUGAUCGGUUCGAUCAUCAUUGCAGGUGGCUCAACAAUUGCAUAGGAAGAAGGAAUUAUCGAAAAUUCUUUACACUCAUGGUGUCUGCCCUUCUCCUGCUUAUAAUUCAAUGGUCGACUGGAAUCUUUGUACUCGUACGGUGUUUUCUCGAGAGAAAGAAAUACUCUGUGGACAUCAUCUCCAAGCUGGGAAGCAGUUUUACAGUGGUUCCCUUUGUGAUUGUUGUGGCAGUAUGCACCAUAUUGGCUAUGAUUGCAACCUUGCCGCUUAUUCAGCUGUUCUUCUUUCACGUUCUUCUCAUAAAGAAGGGAAUUAGCACAUACGACUAUAUUAUAGCUUUGAGGGAACAAGAGCAACUAGCUGCCGCAGGUCAGCAAAGUCCUCAGAUGUCUCCCCGGAGCUCUCUUACUGGUUUAAGCAGUGCAAGCUCCCUUAACACCUUCCACCGUGCUGCAUGGUGCACACCACCACGCUUUUUUGUUGAAGAUCAGUUUGAUGUAGUGCCUCCAGACAAUGUAUCUGUCAGUUCACUAGGGAGAAAGACAGUGAUGGAGGAAACGACCAAGAAAAAGAAUCCCGCAGCUGUAAAGAUCAGUCCAUGGACACUGGCAAGAUUGAAUGCAGAAGAGGUUUCAAAGGCUGCUGCAGAGGCAAGAAAGAAGUCGAAAAUUCUGCAGCCCGUAACAAGACGUGAUGGGUCACAUUCCCUUGAAACUGACGGUAGGUUUGGCAGUGGUGGACGUCGAAUGGCUCCCAGACCUGAUAAUAAUAGAAAACGGGGUAGCCAACGGAUUCGCCUUCCUACUGACAUGCCAUUUGAUCCCCACUUCAAGAUUUCAAAGGAAAAUGCAGAAAACAAUAGGGGUAAUGUGAUUCCUGAGACAUCAACUGGUUUGGUCUCUCUUCAACAAGAAGCUCGAAGUGCUUUUCGAACGAGCAGAGCUAUGCCUAGCUCAGCUCAUGUUGUUGCUUCUUCUCCGGAGAGUAGCUUAGAUUCACCCGAUAUUCACCCUUUCCGUGUCUCCUCAUCAGGAGCCGAAGAAGGACAAUUUGUUGGGCUGUCAACUUCUGGCAUGGCUUUUCGAAAGGCAAUCCCAUUCUCGAGAUCUACUAGUGAUGGAUAUGAACCAUCGGGUGGGGAAGACAGUGACCAAAUACCCUCCAGAAUUGUUCAGAGAUCGACUAACUGGAGUAGCCUUCUGUUUCCCUCAGAGCAUGACAGGACAGUCACAAAACAGAGUAUGCCAUCAUCUUCAUCUUCCUUGUCAAAUUACAGGAAAAUUUGA
This is a messenger RNA of Fraxinus pennsylvanica, 1884 nucleotides long. NCBI's taxonomy places the organism in Eukaryota, Viridiplantae, Streptophyta, Magnoliopsida, Lamiales, Oleaceae. The record is from the annotation of a GenBank genome assembly.